Molecule: messenger RNA, 1418 nt
Organism: Sesamum indicum (sesame)
Lineage: Eukaryota; Viridiplantae; Streptophyta; Magnoliopsida; Lamiales; Pedaliaceae
Product: Eukaryotic aspartyl protease family protein
Biological process (GO): proteolysis
Molecular function (GO): aspartic-type endopeptidase activity
Source: RefSeq, a predicted model, not a curated record
AUCUUCAGACAGCCAUCAUUACUUAUCCAAACAAGCCCUAUGGAGCACUCACUCAUUCUUGUCAUAUUCCUCUUCAUUUGCCUCUCCACAGCAUGCAAUGCUGCUUUUGACCCAUGUUCCGCCAAAUCGGGUUCGGAUCUAUCCGUAAUCCCCAUUUAUGGCAAAUGCUCGCCGUUCAACUCGCCUGAGCCCGCCUCUUCGUGGGUUAACACGGUUCUCGACAUGGCCUCUGGUGACCCGAAACGUGUCACAUACUUGUCAAGUCUGGUGGCACGGAAGCCCACCUCAGUCCCGAUUGCCCCAGGUCAAGUAAUCAACGUUGGCAACUAUGUACUGCGAGCCAAGAUCGGGACUCCGGGCCAACUCAUGUUUAUGGUCCUCGACACUAGCAAUGAUGCUGCAUGGGUCCCAUGCAGUGGGUGCAUUGGCUGCUCGUCCAACGCUUUUGCGCCAAACACAUCCUCCACUUACGGGUCGUUGGAUUGCUCUGUACCUGAAUGCACUCAAGUCAGUGGACUCUCGUGCCCGACGGUCGGAUCCAGUUCUUGCCUCUUUAACCGAUCCUACGGUGGGGACUCCUCAUUUUCCGCCACACUGUCACGUGACACCCUCACGCUAGGCAAUGACGCCAUCCCCAACUACGCAUUCGGAUGCAUCAACGCCGUGUCCGGAGGGUCAAUCCCACCCCAAGGGUUACUAGGCUUGGGUCGGGGCUCCAUGUCACUGCUCUCACAAUCCGGGUCGCUCUACUCGGGUGUAUUCUCAUACUGUUUACCCAGCUUCAAAUCAUACUACUUCUCUGGCUCACUCAAACUCGGGCCCUUAGGCCAACCCAAGAACAUCAAAACCACACCACUCCUCAAGAACCCCCACCGCCCAUCACUAUACUACGUAAACCUCACCGGCGUAAGCGUAGGCCGGGUCAAUGUCCCAAUAGCCCCGGAGCUCCUAGCAUUCGACCCCAACACCGGAGCAGGUACCAUCAUCGACUCGGGCACGGUCAUAACCCGGUUCAUCCAACCUGUUUACACCGCAAUCAGGGACGAAUUCAGGAAACAAGUUGCCGGCCCGUUUAGCUCCUUGGGGGCAUUUGAUACUUGCUUUGCAGCCACAAACGAAGCAGUGGCGCCAGCCAUCACAUUCCACUUUACAGGAUUGGAUUUGAAGUUGCCGAUGGAGAACAGCUUGAUUCACAGCAGCUCGGGGUCGUUGGCCUGCCUGGCAAUGGCAGCUGCCCCGAACAACGUGAACUCAAUGCUGAAUGUGAUAGCCAAUUUGCAGCAGCAGAAUCUCAGGAUACUGUUCGACACUGUGAACUCUCGUUUGGGAAUUGCUCGAGAGCUCUGUAAUUAAGCUAUAUGUUUCCCUUCCUCUCUCUCAAUUAAUGUGUUCUACCAGCUUGAGUUUAUGUUUGCCAA